AUGCCUGCAUUGGCAGAAGAUCUUUCGGGGAGCCUGCUGAGCACAUUCCACAUUGCAAUAUUCUUAUAUGGCACCGCAACCUCUCAGAUCUACAAUUAUUGGCAGAACUUCCCAUAUGAUUCAAAGCUGCACCGUUGGACUGUUGGAGUUGCUACAGUCACGACUGAGGUGAUGCUUGCGGGGAUUGUUCAAAGGCAUGUUAAAUCACAACAGCAGAUUCAAACUGAAAUUCAUCCGGACUAUGGCAGUUUCUACAUUCGACGAGUUUGGAUUUCAGGGUGUAGGCCUGCUUGCUCGUAUAGGUUCAAAUUCGACAUUAUUUCACAGUUUCGACAAAAUACCAGUCCAGUCAUAACUGUGAGCUGCGGCUUGAGCUCCGCUGCCGCUAUCGAUCUUUUACUUGCUAUUACGCUGGUCUACUAUAGACUGAAGAUGCCUAGACGCGCUCAUGAGAAUUUACAUGUGGUCGAAGCCCUCCAGUAUUAUUUAGUCAACACUGGAUUAAUAACAAUACCAUCAGGCCCUCAGCACAUUGCGUAUAUUUACCUGCUCGCAGUUUAUACACAUGGGGCAUACUCUGGUAUUCGCUGGUCUGAUCCAAGUUCAAGCAAAAUCAUGUCGGAACGUGCGGAAAUUCAAGCUACAGUCAAGGAAGCAAGAUAUAUAGAACUUGCCAGGCGGAUUACUCGCGUCGAGCUCUACCACCAGGAUGACAAGCUUACUGGUGAGGACAUGUCCAUAGAUGCGAUCCCUGCCACCAUUCCGGCUGUCUCAUCUGCAAAGGACCGUCUCAGCACUUCUUCCUACGUGAUCUGCUGGUCGUACAUGACACUGCCUGGAUUAUGCUCCACAGACGAUGCAUCAUCUUUGUGA
Postia placenta MAD-698-R-SB12 is the source of this 873-nucleotide messenger RNA. RefSeq lists its product as hypothetical. NCBI's taxonomy places the organism in Eukaryota, Fungi, Basidiomycota, Agaricomycetes, Polyporales, Adustoporiaceae. The transcript is spliced from 13 exons. Bases 1 to 873 code for a protein of 290 amino acids. The record is from RefSeq and is a predicted model, not a curated record.